Messenger RNA from Priceomyces carsonii, 477 nucleotides. RefSeq lists its product as uncharacterized. Gene Ontology annotation, cellular component: cytoplasm. Bases 1 to 477 code for a protein of 158 amino acids. The record is from RefSeq and is a predicted model, not a curated record. NCBI's taxonomy places the organism in Eukaryota, Fungi, Ascomycota, Pichiomycetes, Serinales, Debaryomycetaceae. The transcript has a single exon. Gene Ontology annotation, molecular function: oxidoreductase activity.
AUGUUGGCCAACUUAAAGAUUGGAUAUUUCUUGAAUCACAAUAUUGAAAGAUGUAAGCAGAAAGAUGCUGCUGAUAGUUUCAUCAGGAUUUAUUCGAAUGAAAAUAAUAAAUUCUUCUAUGACGACAACGUUCAAUUCACGAGAUGGCGCAGGUUGGUUUAUAACGCAACCUUGAAUUGUGUUUGCACAAUACUUGGUGUUGAUACUGGAAGAUUAGAACUUUUUGGUGGUAAUGAAACUAUUAUAAGAAGAGCAAUGAGGGAAGUCUUGAAAGUUGCAGAGUCUGAAAACAUUCACAUUCCUGAAGACGUCAUGGAAUUUAUGCUAAGAGCAGAUGAUGGUGUAUAUUAUUAUUCGCCUUUCAUGUUGGUCGAUCUCAGAAAAGGUAAUUACAUUGAACUAGAGGUUAUUUGUGGAAAUGUUGUCCGUAUUGCCAAACAUGAUGAUAUAAAGGUACCAACUUUAUCAUUAUUUUAA